GCUGACAGAAAAGUGUCACGUUUCAGCAGCAUCCAUACAAAGAGAGAGGCAUGUUCAGGAUGAGCCAGUGGAGCAGCCUAGCCCUGUUGCUCUAUGCACUCACCAGCAUUGAGGUGACAAUAGCCUUUCCAAACUCCUCUCCAGUAAUCAACGCAGGCUGGGGUAACCCAGACAGACUAAUGCACCUGUACACAGCUACAGAAUGGAACAGCUUCCACCUGCAAAUCAAUCAUGAUGGGCAUGUUGAUGGAUCCCCACAUCAGACCAUUUACACUGCACUAAUGAUCAAAUCUGAGUCAGCAGGAAAGGUGGUCAUCACGGGCGUCAAGAGCGGACGUUACUUGUGCAUGGACCAAAAUGGAAAUGUUUUUGGUUCACAUUUCUUUAGCUAUGAUGACUGCGUAUUUAAACAUGAGACUCUGGAGAACAGGCAUGAUGUCUAUCACUCUCCUAAACACAACUUUCUGAUCAGCCUUAAAAGGCCAAAACAUGUCUUCCGUCCUGGUAUGGAUGUACCUCCUUACUCCCAGUUCCUGUCAAUGGAGAACCAGAUCCCUAUUACAAAAUUUAUCACUCCAGAACCCAUCAGAAGACAUACCAGGAGUGCUGAAGAUCCAGAAAAUAUUGUAAGGACUGUAAAGAAAAAUAUCAAUGCUUCACCACCAAAAAAUGUCCAAGAAGUCUUGUCUUCAGCUCCUCAGGAACCAAUCAGACGUAACCAUAAUGAAAAAGAAGAUCCAGAUGACCCUUUCCGCAUAAUUACGUUCAGAAAACAACAUCCUCGCGAGUUUUUUUCCUAAAGAAUAAUGCCACGUAUGAUUCCACUUAAAGGGUUGCAAGUGUAACCUUUUAGAAUUCUGUUAGAUACUGUAGUUGACACAUAGGUGUUUAUGUAUAGAAAGCGUUGCAUUUGUUUUCACUUUUGCACUAGUUUUGUGCAUAUGCACAAUUUGUUAUGUAAAAAAAAAAGGAAAGGUGCACUUUUGUACGUCUUUUUUAUACAUUGAAAGCGAAAAACUUGUGAACAAAAAAAAUCAACAGAACAAAAUAUAAUGAAAGAAAGGUGCAAUAAGCAAUAUUUGGCCUAACAUAAGGAAAAAAAAAUUUUUUAUUAGAAAAUGCAACACUUUUUCUGCAUAAUACCCACAGUUUCUUCAAAAAUUAAGAUUUACAUAAAUUAUAUACUCAUAAUUUUAUUUAAAAUAACACUCACAGAACGAUCCAAACCUUUUCAGGGACUACAGCCCUAACGUUACAGUUGUCAAUAUACAACCACUCACCAAGGUCAAUUUUGAUAUAUUUGUGUAUUUAAAGUAGCCCUGACCCACUGCACUGUCCUGUAAGGACCAGUGAAUGAUCUAUGCCUUUUUAAAUUGUCAAAACAUUUCGAAUCACUUUUGCAUGACCAGGUUUAAAGUUAAAGCAAUUCUUGCUCAUCCAUGACCUCUUGCGUAAACGUAACAUGGUUUUUCUAAAGGCCUAAAUUUAGGAGACUCCUAAUUUUUUUGUAAGGUAAUAUGAUUAUUUUGAAAUGUGCACUUCUUUGUGAAAGAGAAA
Molecule: messenger RNA, 1557 nt
Organism: Pelobates fuscus (common spadefoot toad)
Lineage: Eukaryota; Metazoa; Chordata; Amphibia; Anura; Pelobatidae
Gene: FGF23
Product: fibroblast growth factor 23
Exons: 3
Coding region: 51-800 (249 amino acids)
Biological process (GO): cell differentiation; animal organ morphogenesis; positive regulation of cell population proliferation
Cellular component (GO): cytoplasm
Molecular function (GO): type 1 fibroblast growth factor receptor binding; growth factor activity
Source: RefSeq, a predicted model, not a curated record